GAACUCCUCACUUUUCAAUUGAUUAUUCUGUGAUUUUAUGGAUUGAUAGAGCAUUUUUCAAAAACUUAGCUUUCAAGUAUGAGAAAAAAAUUCUAAUAUGGUGAAAUACAUGAUUGAUAUAUUUACUCAGAAAGCUGUAAAUAUAAAGAAUUAAGAAACAAAUUUUCGUGUUGAGCACAGUUUGCAAUGCAUUAAAGUUCUGCAAGUUGCAGAGCUUUCAGGCCCCUCCUCUCCCUCCUCUGUCAAGGUGACUACUCUGCCAAAAUCACUAGUCGAUAAUCUAACCUACAAGAAAUUGAGAGCCAAUUUCAAAUUUGUAGAAUAACAAAACCACAAAACAGUUUUCAUUUGCCUUUCUUAUCAUAUUUUCUCACAUUUUUAACCUUUUGAUGAGUGAACAAUAUUUUUGAGUUAUCUGUAAGAACUACAACUGCUAUGUAAACAGCGUGCAUUGAAUUAUCAGACCGAGAAUAUUUGAAUUGCUAAGUCUGAUUGCAAAAACAACACAGGAUGGGCCUCCGAUGAACUUUCUGACAGAAAUCGGACGUGUGCUACUGUCCAUUAUGCCAAUUGAUCAGUGCAUCCCACUUUUUUAUGCACCAUGACAAAGAAACUAAAUUGUCUUCAAAUUUGCAUUUCAAGAUUUAUUUUGCUCUUAACAUUUUCAAUUUUCAAGGGAUUUGAUCAGUAAGUCUUACUUUUUCCAUUAAGAUUAAGAAGGUACAAACCAUUCUUCUUACUUCUGCUGACUUCUAUGAAAAAGGAAGCUGAGAAGAAGAUUUAAAGAUAUUAUCCAGAAUGAACGAAUAUUAAAUACCCAUUCUGCCAGUUCUACUUCAAGAUUUUUUUUUUUUUGGCAAGUAAAACCUUAUUGCUCAGUUUUUUAAUUACAACUAUGAAGGCGAUAAACAAAGACUUAGAUAUAGAGAGGAGAGAUCAAGCAUUUAAUGCUUUCUUGUGCCAUAUCUGCAAGAGCAAAGCAUCUUUCUGUCAAUCGAAAGUGUGUUCAGGAUGUAAACUUAUUAGUUACUGCGGCAUUGAUCAUCAAAAAUUUCACUGGAAGAGUCACAAAAGCUUCUGCUUAACUGCUCAAAAAAUAUGCCGUGAGUUAAAAUUAGACAAUGUGUUUGCAUUGCCCUUUUGCUCUAAUAGCCUAACUUCUGAUUCACUGUGGUGUCAAAAACGAUGGAAUUUGAAAACUAUUUUUGAGCAACAUUUGAAACGAUGUUUAAGUUUGUAUGAAGUGAACAUGUUGUUCUUUCCCAGAGUUUGCAAAGUUUGUUAUUCAACAAAAAUCUUAAAAGAUUUAACAUGCUUGAAAUGUUAUAGUGUCUCAUAUUGCUCAGGUGAACAUCAAAUCGUAGAUGAUCAUGAAAAAAUUUGCUCAGAUUUUCAAAAAGUUCUAGAUUGUGAUUUGUUCAUGCAAAAUGUAGAUUUACUUUCCUUGGAAUCUUACUUGAUUGAACCCAACACUAAAUUUGAUGCACACGAUACCAAAAGUUUUCUAACCAAUCAUAUCCAUUCUAGACUAGAUGCUGGAUUGGAAAGUUUAGUAAGUCAGUAUUACUCUGGUGUUUUAACUGUAUUUCACAUCAUCAGCGAGAUGCCAAACUUUACAGUUGGGAAAAGAUUAAUCAUCCACCUUGUAGGUGCUAGUUCAUCGUAUGAAUGUCAAUUCAUGAAGUAUUGGGAAACUUUGUUACACUUACUUCCUGAGCUCCAUUCUGUGUUGCUAAUUCACAUAGGACCAGAACUAGAAGACUCUCCGUCUAUAUUGAGACCGUGUGAUACUUGUUGGAAUGCUAACAAAUCAAUCCAAGUUCGUUUUCACUCGGAAUUUUAUCAUCAAUAUUGUGAUUCUUUCCAUGCGAGCAUACCUAAUAUGAUUGUCAGCUUCAACUGCGGUUUACAUGAAGAUGAGGGUACGGAUACUGAUAUGUGGAAACAAAGUCUACCCUAUUUCCUAAAACAUGUAAAUGUUCCAAUUAUGUUAACUGCUUACACCAAGGAAGAGGCAAAGCAUGAUCUCAACAGACUUAUAAACGAAAGUAUAGAACAUAAUAUCAGGGUAAAAGUCAUCAAAGAAUUUGAGAAAAAUCCGUAUAGUUGUGUUAGGCCAAUCAGGGAUUGGGAGAGUCCAGGAGAUUCUGUUUUUUAUUCAAAUCAUUAUGUCUCUGCUUUGGCUGUUGAAAGGGAUGAUAAACUUCUCCCUUAACUCUUUGAUUCUCGAUUUUCAUCUCGGCUACUAUUUAAAAAAUGUUACAAAUCAGUAACAGCAUUUUACUUGAAUUUUUUGUCCCCCCUCGCACAGAUGUAAAUGAAAGUGUCAUUAAAGGAAAAAUUGUUCUUUUAUCAUAUGAAAACAUCCUUUUUUGUGUGUGUGUUUCUGGUGUACUAAUUUCAAGAGAUGGGAUCAGAUUAUCUUUUUAAAAUAAUAUUGGAAACGAUCAUCAUAACCCAAGAUUUUUUAACAAGACUGAGAUAAAAAUAAAGGCCUGAAUGUUUAGGUUGAAUUAUUGACGGUGGAACUCCCAAUUGAAGAACGUAUCUCGUUUGUGGUGCUUUAAAAUCUUUGCUCCUACUCUAUUUUUCAAAAGUAGACAAAUCAACGUCAUUCCCUCAAGUUUUCAUAAAAUGUUCCUUGCACAUAAAAGGAAAUUCAUAGCAGUUAUUAAGAAUUGUCCACUAGGUUUCCAUUUAAAUAUAAAGUAUGAUAGGAAAUCUGCAAUGUCGCAAACUGAGAUACAUACGUUGUUUGUGAGUAUCACUGUCGGUAUGUUGGUUUUUAGUUACACUUCUAAGAGUCUACAUUGAUGACAACUCAAAAUGCUGAUUUUAAAUUCUUAAUAAUUUCUGGGCUUUCAAUAUUGCUACAGAAAAAAGAGAAUCCAUUUUCUGUAGAGGAAAAGAGUAGAAUUAAGGGGGAGUGAGAACAGAAAGAAACUAGAAUCUUCCUGGACUCUGUCUUUUAGUCGACCAUUUUCAAGUGAUAGUUCACCGUGAGGGGUCUUAUUAAAUGAUCACUUAUUUAAUUCGGUGACAAAUUUGUAGUUUUUUUUUAUUAGUUUCCAUAAAAAGCCAUAUUGUUAUGCCUGAUCUCACAUUGUUGUAAAGUCCUGAAGUACAAAAUUUUGCAUCUGUUAAUAAUUUACAAAUGUUUGUAUCAGUUUUUGCUAAUUGUGAUUAUUCUUCGAUAUUUCUGAGGAAAAGUUUCUUUUGUUAUUUUUGCAAAAUUGUUACUUGAAAUACACCUUUUUUAUGUUUUGUAA
Molecule: messenger RNA, 3269 nt
Organism: Bemisia tabaci
Lineage: Eukaryota; Metazoa; Arthropoda; Insecta; Hemiptera; Aleyrodidae
Source: RefSeq, a predicted model, not a curated record